Contarinia nasturtii (swede midge) is the source of this 2900-nucleotide messenger RNA. RefSeq lists its product as uncharacterized. Gene Ontology annotation, molecular function: nucleic acid binding. The record is from RefSeq and is a predicted model, not a curated record. Lineage: Eukaryota; Metazoa; Arthropoda; Insecta; Diptera; Cecidomyiidae. The transcript is spliced from 6 exons. The coding region runs from base 644 to 2626 and encodes 660 amino acids.
UCAGUUAUACAUUUUCGCUGCGAUAAAAUUUACAUUAUGUGUUUUAACAAACCUGUGCACAUUUCAGAGUUUGGAAUUAAGUUGGUGAAAAUCGUAUCAACAUCACGUUUAUAAGAAAGGCAUUUGGAGCGAAACGAUUCAAAUAAUAAUUUUAUGGUUUUUAUGUUUGCGACAAAGUCGUAUCAAGGAGAUUCAACGUUUGUUUUCUUUGUCCGGUGUUCAUCGCUUCUGGCUGUGUCGCGACAUUUGUAAAUAAUUAUUUGAAAUUCGAGACGAAGUCGCAGUGAUGUUCAGCUCAACGACACACUGUUUGUUUUUUUCAUACGAAUGACUUCAAACUGAAACACCGACAUACUCAAUUCUGCAGCGCGUGCCUUUUGUAUUCAAAUGCUGCACACAAAACAACAGACGCAUAACCGUUAGUACAGCCAUAGUUUUAGCUUUCUGAGAAAAGAGGCAGACGUCUGCACUUCAAUUUCGAUCGAGAGCUCAAGCAAUUCGGUUCACUUUUAAAACACGUGGUUUAUAUUCACACGAACGAUUCUUUUGAUUCAAAUUCAAUUUGAUAUUUCUGUUGUGAGCAUAAUUUAACAUUUUUGUAAUCGAAUUGUCAACGAUUUCACACAAAAAAAAAAUUGUGAAAAUGGCCGGACAAGUGAAAGAUCUGCAAAAACUGUGCUUUUUCAAUCUAAUUGAAUCCGAAAAUCUGGAUAAACUUCGCUUAUUGUGCGAACAGUUUGGCCGCGUAGUGCAUAUGAAUCAGCCAGCUUCAAACAAGCGGAUGGCAUUCACACUUUUUUCCAACGAAAGUGAUGCUCAACGCGCCAAAGAAGGUCUCACUGACAAAGGAUAUCGUGUAGACUAUGCGAAUGCUCGUGCCAACAAAGGUGAAAAUGGCAGUGAAGAUGGUGCCCGGCCGAAAGUCGAUAAUGACUUUCGUCAAAAACGAAAAUCCAGCCAACGUGGUUCUAGUCUUCAAGGCAGUGACCGUUCAUUGGACGGUUCCGUUGGAACGGAAAACGGUAGCGUCGAAGCUGGUUCUGUAAACAAAACAAAUCAGCCAUACGGCAAAUGUUUGCGGUGUACUGACAAGGCCUAUCACAACUGUGGUCGAUGUGGUGAUUUUUACUGCAGUGUAGAAUGUCAAGCGUCUGACUGGUUGAAACACAAGCGAGAAUGUUUCCCAAUGCCUAAGCUUGUUCCAGCUAAAUCAACGUACAGUCUCCAUGCAGGCAACAGCGAUUCAGUUGAAACCGUUAAGAGUCCUCAAACAAAAAAACUUGAUGCCGCCAAUGGUGAACAGAAAAUGUUGCAAGGUUCACCGCCAUUACCCAAAUCUGACUGUGUUGUUGCAACUAAGUCAUCUCAUACAUCGGACAUUACAUCGUCGGAAAAGCGUCCUUUGAUCGAUGAAAGUGUUGCAGCCGAUAAAAAAGCAGCACCAUCUCCACGAGCUCGAUUACUCUCUCAAGCUAGUAAUGGACCAACGUCACAACCAGCAGCACCAAUGACACCACCAGCUGCAUCUGUGACAUCAUCAGCUGCAAGCGGCAUGGAAAUUGAUUUAAUCGAAGAUGGUUCCGAAGUGUUCAUCAAUUACGUGAAAUCACAUCAAAUGGUUUACGUUCGAUCCGUUGCAAAGGACACUGAAUUCAGUAAGAUGAUAACCGAAGUUGGAGAAGCAUCGAAAAAUGCACCAAAACUAGCGACAUACCCGGUUCGCAACGACAUUGUGAUGGCUCCAUAUGAUGGUUUAUACUAUCGUGCGAUUGUGAUCAAAAUAAACAAAGAAACCGCUUCAGUACACGUUGGUUUCAUUGAUUUCGGAAAUUCAGUCGAAGUUCUGUUCAAUCAACUGAAAGAAUUGCCCAACGAAUUGCAACAACAUCGACGCAUGACCACCGCGGUUGUAUUGAAGGACAUUCAAAACGAAUUCGAACCAGAAGAAAUUGAUGAAAUGAAAUUGUAUUUGGAGGGUCUUUGUGCUAAUGAGACAAAGCUCAAAAUUAAAGGCGAUAAUUCGUUUGUCCAUACAAAAGACCUAGUUGAAUUGUUUGACAUAAUAACGAAUCAGUCGAUCAAUGAUGAAAUCAAGAAAAAGGGAAAAAGAUCUAAACGCUAUCGUCUUGAUGAUCUUGAAUGUUUGGUGGUCAAUACAAAGGAAGAAUCAACUUUGGUAAACAUUGGACCAGAACGCAUUCAUGAAAACCUGUUGACAUGCAUUUUCAAAGCAAAUAUACAAGAGUUCAUGGAUGAAGAUUCACGAAUUCAAGAGUACGGAAUGACAGUGAAGAAUGCGCCGGCCUACGUGCCAAAGGUGAAAGAGCUUUGCUUGGUUUUGACUAAAGAUGAUGGUACCGAUGUUUGGUACCGUGCUCAAUUCCAGCAAGAAUUGAUUGAUGACAAAGCCCAGCUCUAUUGCAUCGACUAUGGUCGAGUUCUCAAAACUCGCAUAAACAACAUUCGUGCAUUUCCAGAAAUCUUGGCUCAUCCGGUCACAUCCUUCAUUGGCCGUUUGAAAUCCGGCGACACACUUAGCCCAGAAGAAUUGAAAAAAUAUAUGGAAGACCCAUUCGUGGCCAAGUCUGUCGAAUAUGAUGGCGACAUGCAUAUCAUCACCGUCUAAAAUGGCUUCAAAGUUGUAUUCAGCAAUUGCCGAGUCAGCACACCAAAACGAGACCUCAUUCGAGAGAGUUUAUUAAAAUAAUGACGAAUUAAAUUCGCUACACUUACAUUUUUUUAUAUAUUUUUUUUUAACCGACUGGCAUAAUGCCUGGUUCAUACUAAUUGAUUAUAAAUCAAUCAUAUUUAAUCAACAUUUCAUCAUUUCAAUGUUAAGAUACAUUAAGAAUAUGAAAAUUCUAUUAAAAUAAAUAAAAAUUAGUUUUAUAUUGACAGAA